Molecule: messenger RNA, 1512 nt
Organism: Xylaria bambusicola
Lineage: Eukaryota; Fungi; Ascomycota; Sordariomycetes; Xylariales; Xylariaceae
Product: cytochrome P450
Exons: 6
Coding region: 1-1512 (503 amino acids)
Molecular function (GO): heme binding; oxidoreductase activity, acting on paired donors, with incorporation or reduction of molecular oxygen; monooxygenase activity
Source: RefSeq, a predicted model, not a curated record
AUGCCCCAUUCCAAUCUUGUUAUCUUCGCCGCCGGCGUUGUUGCCGUAGCAUACUUUCUCGCUCGCAAAACGGUUGCCCAAGACAGUCGCGAGCCACCGCUGGCUCCCCAAUCAGUUCCCCUCGUUGGGCACAUGAUUGGGAUAUCGCGCAGCAAGUUUAACUACUAUGUUUGCCUCAGCAAGCAGGUUGCGGCUCCCAUUUUCACCAUGGCCCUCCUCAGCCAGAAGAUGUACGUGGUGACCAGCCCAGCCCUCGUUCAAUUGGUGCAAAAGCAGCACAAGACCCUUGCCUUCCCGCCCAUUGAAGCCAAGUUUGCAUCUACCGUUUGUGGCACCAGUAAAGAGGCGCAGUCUAUACUAGCCAAGACCGUCAACGGCGACGAUGGCGAUUUUGGUUUAUCAAUGGAGUCAUACGAGGCGAUGCGGUCCUCUCGGACCCAACUACAGCCCAAUAAGGGAGAAACCAAAGCUCUGAGCAUGUACUCCUGGUUGAGAGAUGCCAUCACGACGGCAACUACCCCGUCCGUAUAUGGUCCCAUGAACCCAUAUGACGAUCCCGGGAUUAUUGAUGCUCUUUGGGAGUUCGAAUGCGGACUUAUGUCAAUCCUCAUCGGCAUCCUUCCUUCACUAACCGCUCGGAAGCCCAUAGCGGCUCGAAACAAGGUUGCGAAAGCCUUUGAGAAAUGCUACAAAGCAGGGGGUUUCAAGCAUGCGUCAGCUCUUGCCAAAAAGCGUUACCAAGCAGAGGUAGACAACAACGUGUCCAUAGAAGAUAUCGCCCGCUAUGAAGUUGGGGGUUUAAUCGCCAUCUUGGUGAAUACAGCCCCUGCAGCUUUUUGGACUCUGCUUCUGCUUCACUCUCACCCAGACCUCCCUAGUGACAUCCACAAAGAAGUCGAUGCCUGUACUAGGACAUCAACUGAAAAUGGUAAUAAGGCCAAAGCCCUUGAUAUCACUACCGUUAAGAAGAGCUGCUCUCUACUCCUCUCAUCCUACCAAGAAGUCCUUCGCUAUCGAUCUAUGGGUGCAUCUGUACGCGAGGUCAUGGAGGGCACCUACCUCGACCAAUGGCUACUGAAGAAGGGCGCCAUGUUACAAGUGCCUAGUGGUGUCAUUCAUCAAGAUAGCAGCCUCUGGGGAGACGAUGUGGAUGAGUAUAACCCGCGCCGAUUCCUCCCGGAGCAGAGGAAGAACCGUCCGCGAGACGUUUGCUUCCGCCCCUUUGGUGGUGGUAAAACUCUAUGCCCUGGUCGCCACUUCGCUACGAAUGAGAUCCUAGCCGUUGUUGCUACCUUCAUUGCGAGAUUCGACAUGAAACUUGUAGAAGGCGAGUGGAAGAUUCCGACCACCACGAGCACUAAUAUUUCCGCUGUUGUGAUGCAGCCAGACCAUAAUGUUGAGGUUGAAAUCCAGACGCGUCAAGGGUUUGAAGAUAUUAACCGGGUUAUUAAUCUGCAGACAUCAGAGAACAUAUUUGCUUUAGUGACAGAGGACAAAGGUGAAAUUGCUUAA